This is a messenger RNA of Megalops cyprinoides (Indo-Pacific tarpon), 1788 nucleotides long. Its product is annotated as inositol-trisphosphate 3-kinase A. The record is from RefSeq and is a predicted model, not a curated record. Gene Ontology annotation, biological process: inositol phosphate biosynthetic process. Lineage: Eukaryota; Metazoa; Chordata; Actinopteri; Elopiformes; Megalopidae. Gene Ontology annotation, molecular function: inositol tetrakisphosphate kinase activity; inositol-1,4,5-trisphosphate 3-kinase activity. Bases 1 to 1788 code for a protein of 595 amino acids. The transcript has 8 exons. Gene Ontology annotation, cellular component: cytoplasm; nucleus.
AUGGAGAGGAAGGUGGGGAGAGGAGAGAAGAGCAAGAUGGCUGUACGUUUAUGUGUGACGGUUGUGAAAAGGCAGCAGAGUGUGCUUAGCUCAGGAGAGCCGGAGACACAAGCCAGAGCUCAGGAAGCUGCUAAACCAGAGCGAGGCCCUGCGGAGAAGUGUCUAGAUCAGAACCCAGUGCCAGAUAGCAGAGAGGAAGGAGAAGAGGAUCGGAGAGGAAACACGGAAAAGGAGGGGAAGGAGGGAAUCUCAGAGGAAAGAGAAGAAGAGGGGGAGUCUGAGAAGGACAGAGGAGCGGGGCCCAGGAGGAGCGUGUCAAAAAUGAGGGACAAUGAAAAGGAGAAGUGGAAGGCAAGGAGGAGGGAGAGACCAGGAGUUGGCAUGGAGGAGAAGGGGGAGAGGGAGAGGGAAAGGAGCAGGCAGUGCAGCUGUAGGGCAAGGGAGUGGGAUGGGGCCUUGGUGGGGCAGGAGGAGCUGAGGAGGGAAAGGGAAACAGAGACUGUGAUGUGGGGGGUUGGGGCGGAGGGGGACAUAGAGCGGCAGGGCUCCAUGCGCCGCACCAUCCUCACGCGCAUGCUCAUGCAUUCCUCCUCCUCCUCCUCCUCCUCCUUCAACUGCUCCUCCGCUGAGAGUGACGAGGUCCCCAGCGAGGGCGAAGAGAUGGCCACCAGGAGACAGACUAUGAGGAAGAGCCGUUCCUGGAAGACGUUCCUGAACAUGAUGCAGUGGUCAGUGCGGCGGCAGAGCUCCUGGGUGCAGCUUGCUGGACACCACGGUAAUUUCCAUCUCAGCGAGGGGGGCGAGGUGCUGAAGAGGUUCAAUGCUGUGGAGAAUGCCUGCCUCCAAGCCCUGAUGAGUGACACCCUGCGCCAGUUCGUUCCACGGUACCAUGGCUUGGCCAGCAGAGGGGGCGAGAGCUACAUCCGCCUGGAGGACCUGCUGAGUGGGCUGAGCUGCCCAGUCAUAAUGGAUUGCAAAAUGGGUGUCAGGACCUACCUGGAGGAGGAGCUGACGAAGGCACAGUUGAACCCCUGCCUGCGGAGUGACAUGUACCAGAAGAUGGUGAAGGUGGACCCGAUGGCACCCUCUGCAGAGGAGCAUGCGCAGGGCGGGGUGACCAAACUGUGCUACAUGCACUGGAGAGACAGCGUGAGCUCCACCUCAACACUGGGCUUCAGGAUCGAGGGGGUGACGGUGGAGGAUGGAAGUGUGUUGCGGGACUUCAAGAAGACUCGAAGCUUUGACCAAGUGAUCGAUGUCCUUCUUUUCUUCACCAAGAGGCAGUCACAUAUCCUGGAGGCGUACCUGUCUAGACUCCAGGCUCUCAACGAGGCUCUGAAAGUAUCUGAGUUUUUCCAAAACCAUGAGAUCAUUGGGAGCUCUCUACUCUUUGUCCACGACUGCAGUAAGGCCAAUAUAUGGAUGAUUGAUUUUGCCAAGACAAUCCCCAUGCCUCCUGGCAUCUGUCUGAAGCACAACGUGCCAUGGGUGGAGGGCAAUCGGGAGGAUGGCUACCUGAUUGGCCUGGCCUCCCUCAUCCUGCUGGUGAUGGAGGCACUCAGACUGACCCAUGCACAGGAUGCUGAUCACCAACCGGAGAGCCAGGUUGUGCCACACCAUGGUGAGGCCACUCCGGUCCCAGGUCUGCUGUCUGCUACGAGCACCGACGGUUUUGAAACAUUACCGAAUGAUGGCAUGUCGGAACCCAGCGGAAAUGGACCUCAGCUGACUCCGGAGCCGGCACAAUGGGCCUCAGUUGUCUGUCAGAACUCCUCCCCCAGAAAGUGA